Molecule: messenger RNA, 468 nt
Organism: Haemonchus placei
Lineage: Eukaryota; Metazoa; Nematoda; Chromadorea; Rhabditida; Trichostrongylidae
Source: the annotation of a GenBank genome assembly
AUGGACGACAGCCUAGACAUAGCCUGCCUGGGUGCCCGCUCGACUGGGUGGCUGGCUGGCUGGCUGGCUGGCUGGCUGGCUAGCCGGUCGGUCGGCUGGCUGGCUGACUGGCUGGCUGGAUGGCAGGCAGCUCGUCGUGGUGCCAGCAUGAAUGUGAAACGUUCCCCUCAACCUACUAGUACGUCGUCCGCAUGUGUGUUUCUCGCCCAUGACGUCAUCUCGUGUAAAGGACUCGGUGAGGCGUUGUUGAAUGGCUUCGACGACGUCCCCACAUGUAACGUGCACACGUCGGAGCCCUUCCCAACCUCGGUGGACAUCGCUCUUGCACUGUUUUCCUUAAAAUGUCCAAUUCUUGUCUUUUGGAAGUACUUAAGGGUGUUUUGUUUUGAGAGGCUUUGUUGCGGUGCAGCAUUGACACCAAAGAACUUUUCUGCACCCCUGGCGGUUCACCCCGCACCACAUCAAUAA